CACACUCUCAGAGGAAGAGGAAAGCGAGGAAGAGGAGGAAAAAUCGAACCACCCUUUUCCCUUUCCCAUUCUCCCGAUCUGUGUACGAUUUUUCCACAACAUCUUCGAAGAGGAGGCCGCGGAGGAGGAACAGGAGGAGGAGGAGGAGAGGAGCCGUUGAUUACUUUUGCGUGGAGGUGAUUUGGGUUUGGGAUCGCCAAAUCGAUCGUUAAUUAACCGGGCUACUAAAGAAGACAUGCUUUUAUGACACAUUUACUUGGAUUCUUGGAUUAGAUUUUAUAAAGUAUGGCUACAGUUGGUGUUAAUGCUGAUAGAUUGCCUGAUGAGAUGAAUGAGAUGAAGAUUAAGGAUGAUAAGGAAGUUGAAGCAACGGUGGUUAAUGGGAAUGGGACAGAAACUGGUCAUAUAAUCGUGACAACUAUAGGCGGUAGAAAUGGCCAGCCAAAGCAGACUAUAAGCUACAUGGCUGAGCGAGCUGUAGGGCAUGGAUCAUUUGGAAUUGUUUUCCAGGCAAAGUGUCUGGAGACAGGUGAGACUGUGGCCAUUAAGAAGGUUCUUCAGGACAAGAGGUACAAGAACCGCGAGCUGCAGACCAUGCGCCUACUUGACCACCCGAAUGUUGUCUGUUUAAAGCAUUGCUUUUUCUCGACAACUGAGAAGGAUGAGCUCUACUUGAACUUGGUUCUUGAGUAUGUGCCCGAGACCGUUCAUCGGGUCAUAAAGCACUACAAUAAAAUGAACCAACGGAUGCCACUUAUAUAUGUGAAACUUUAUAUGUAUCAGAUCUGUAGAGCACUGGCAUAUAUUCACAAUAGCAUUGGAGUUUGCCACAGGGACAUUAAGCCACAAAAUCUUUUGGUUAAUCCACAUACUCACCAGCUGAAACUCUGCGAUUUCGGUAGUGCAAAAGUCUUGGUUAAAGGGGAACCAAAUAUAUCAUAUAUCUGUUCUAGAUACUAUAGGGCUCCAGAGCUCAUAUUUGGUGCUACUGAGUACACUACAGCAAUCGAUAUCUGGUCUGCUGGUUGUGUUCUUGCCGAACUCUUGUUAGGACAGCCUCUCUUUCCUGGUGAGAGUGGAGUCGACCAGCUUGUUGAAAUUAUUAAGGUUUUAGGUACCCCGACAAGAGAAGAAAUUAAAUGCAUGAAUCCAAAUUACAAUGAAUUUAGAUUUCCACAAAUCAAAGCCCAUCCAUGGCACAAGAUAUUCCCUAAACGAAUGCCACCUGAAGCUUUAGAUCUCGUCUCUCGGCUUCUCCAGUACUCGCCAAACCUUCGAUGCACUGCUUUGGAAGCAUUAAUUCAUCCUUUCUUCGAUGAGCUUCGUGAUCCAAGUACCCGCCUACCGAAUGGCCGUUUUCUGCCCCCUCUUUUUAACUUCAAACCUCACGAGUUAAAGGGAGUUCCAGCGGAGACUCUCAUGAAGUUGAUUCCAGAGCACGCGAGAAAGCAAUGCGCCUUUUUAGGUUUAUAAGACGGGCUGCUUGAGAAUUUUAGCUUAUAUUAUCCGUUCUUGUUGCGAGACUGCUCUAUGAAGGGAAAAUGGCGUUUCUGGUGCACACGUGGUUUAAACGGAACCUUUGAAGCUGUGACAGUCCUCGAAUCUCAUCUGCUCAUGUAUGAGGAAUGUGUAACACUGUAAUUGUGUAGUAGAUUCUUAUUUAUCGGAUCCAAAUGCUACUUCCAGUUUCUGAUACCCUAUUAAGAGUUUCUUGUCAUUUUGCGUGUUGGAAUCCAUGCAGCAUGCGUUGGUCAAUCUAUCAUUAUUAUUUGCUAUGAGCUGGUGCAGAGUGUGUGGUGCGUUCGUGUCAAAAUGUUUGUAUUCUGAGAAUUCUCUAAAGUUGUAAGAUGAUGGGCCCAUUUGGUUCAG
Molecule: messenger RNA, 1869 nt
Organism: Ananas comosus (pineapple)
Lineage: Eukaryota; Viridiplantae; Streptophyta; Magnoliopsida; Poales; Bromeliaceae
Product: shaggy-related protein kinase alpha
Exons: 13
Coding region: 286-1473 (395 amino acids)
Biological process (GO): protein phosphorylation; signal transduction
Cellular component (GO): cytoplasm
Molecular function (GO): ATP binding; protein serine/threonine kinase activity
Source: RefSeq, a predicted model, not a curated record